Scaptodrosophila lebanonensis is the source of this 741-nucleotide messenger RNA. RefSeq lists its product as uncharacterized. The transcript is spliced from 4 exons. The record is from RefSeq and is a predicted model, not a curated record. The coding region runs from base 1 to 741 and encodes 246 amino acids. NCBI's taxonomy places the organism in Eukaryota, Metazoa, Arthropoda, Insecta, Diptera, Drosophilidae.
AUGGCAUUACACCAAAUCAGCCAGCCGGAAAUGUUCGCACUAAGAUUUUAUUUGACAAGCAUUUUACUGAUUCUUGGGAUCACCGUCACGUCCAUUCUUAACGUGUGUGCUGAUGACCCCGAGGAAGUAGAUCAAGAGGUAGUUGUUAAUACGACUUUGGCCACACCUACCUCACCUGGGGAGUUCAAUGAGGAGACGUGCAGUAAAGAGCAUAAUGGCUGUUGCAAUGAGCUUUAUAUUGGCGAGGAGGACAGCUUGAUGAAAUGCUUCGCAAUACACUCUGCAAAAAUGCCACCACCGGGGGAUUCUGACACCUCGAAGGCAUUGAAAUUUCUUUCGUGUUUUGUAGAGUGCAUUUAUAAGCAGAAGAAAUACAUUGGAAAGAACGACAGCAUCAACAUGAAGAUGGUGAAGAACGAUGCUGAAAAAAUGUACGCAGGCCGGCCCAAGGAAAAGGAAUACUACAUCAAAAUGUACGAUUUCUGCAGAAAGGAUGCGGUGGGCAGUCUCAACAUAAUAAAGAACACUCCAAGUGGGAAGGCGAUGUUCAAGGACGCUUGCAGACCUUACUUGCUUAUGGUAUUUUUGUGCCAAGCGGACUAUCAUAAGAAGCACGAUUGUCCGUACUUUCGCUGGGAGGGCAAUAGGAAGGAUGGCACCGAAAAGAUGUGUGAGGCGGCCAAGGAGAAAUGUUAUGCAGUAGAUGGAAUAGUAGUACCUAAAAGUUUGAGCUUUUUAUAG